AUGAGCGCCGUGGCCUACGGCCUCGAUGGCCCUUUCCAGACCUACCCCGACUGCACCAAGCCCCCCCUGUCCGAUAUUAAGGUGUGCGACCGGACACUGCCCGAGGCGGAGCGGGCGGCAGCCCUCGUGGCAGCCCUGACCGACGAGGAGAAGCUGCAAAACCUGGUCAGCAAGGCGCCGGGGGCGCCGCGGAUCGGCCUGCCCGCGUACAACUGGUGGAGCGAGGCGCUGCACGGGGUGGCCCACGCGCCCGGGACGCAGUUCCGCGACGGGCCGGGGGACUUCAACUCGUCCACGUCGUUCCCGAUGCCGCUGCUGAUGGCCGCCGCCUUCGACGACGAGCUGAUCGAGGCCGUCGGCGACGUCAUCGGCACCGAGGCCCGCGCCUUUGGCAACGCCGGCUGGUCCGGCCUCGACUACUGGACCCCCAACGUCAACCCCUUCCGGGACCCCCGCUGGGGCCGCGGCUCCGAGACGCCGGGCGAGGACGUCGUGCGCCUCAAGCGCUACGCCGCCUCCAUGAUCCGCGGGCUCGAGGGUCGUUCCUCCUCCUCCUCCUCCUGCUCCUUCGGAUCCGGAGGGGAGCCGCCGCGCGUCAUCUCGACCUGCAAGCACUACGCCGGCAACGACUUUGAGGACUGGAACGGCACGACGCGGCACGACUUCGACGCCGUCAUCUCGGCGCAGGACCUGGCCGAGUACUACCUGGCGCCGUUCCAGCAGUGCGCGCGCGACUCGCGCGUCGGCUCCGUCAUGUGCGCCUACAACGCCGUCAACGGGGUGCCGUCGUGCGCCAACUCGUACCUCAUGAACACGAUCCUGCGCGGGCACUGGAACUGGACCGAGCACGACAACUACGUCACCAGCGACUGCGAGGCCGUCCUCGACGUCUCGGCCCACCACCACUACGCCGACACCAACGCCGAGGGCACCGGCCUCUGCUUCGAGGCCGGCAUGGACACGAGCUGCGAGUACGAGGGCUCCUCCGACAUCCCGGGCGCCUCCGCCGGCGGCUUCCUGACCUGGCCCGCCGUCGACCGCGCCCUGACGCGGCUGUACCGGAGCCUGGUGCGGGUCGGCUACUUUGACGGCCCCGAGUCGCCGCACGCCUCGCUGGGCUGGGCCGACGUCAACCGGCCCGAGGCGCAGGAGCUGGCCCUGCGCGCUGCCGUCGAGGGCAUCGUGCUGCUCAAGAACGACAACGACACGCUGCCGCUGCCGCUGCCGGACGAUGUCGUUGUCACCGCUGAUGGUGGCCGCCGCCGCGUCGCCAUGAUCGGCUUCUGGGCCGACGCCCCGGACAAGCUGUUUGGCGGGUACAGCGGCGCGCCCCCCUUCGCGCGCUCGCCCGCGAGCGCCGCCCGGCAGCUGGGCUGGAACGUCACGGUCGCCGGAGGGCCCGUCCUGGAGGGAGACUCGGACGAGGAGGAGGACACGUGGACGGCGCCGGCCGUCGAGGCGGCCGCCGACGCCGACUACAUCGUCUACUUUGGCGGCCUGGACACGUCGGCGGCGGGCGAGACCAAGGACCGGAUGACGAUCGGGUGGCCGGCGGCGCAGCUGGCGCUCAUCUCGGAGCUGGCGCGGCUCGGCAAGCCCGUCGUGGUGGUGCAGAUGGGCGACCAGCUCGACGACACGCCCCUCUUCGAGCUGGACGGGGUGGGCGCCGUCCUGUGGGCCAACUGGCCGGGCCAGGACGGCGGCACGGCCGUGGUCCGGCUGCUCAGCGGCGCCGAGAGCCCGGCCGGCCGCCUGCCCGUGACCCAGUACCCGGCCAACUACACCGACGCGGUGCCCCUGACCGACAUGACCCUGCGCCCGUCGGCGACCAACCCGGGCCGGACCUACCGCUGGUACCCGACUCCCGUCCGGCCCUUCGGCUUCGGCCUCCACUAUACCACCUUCCGGGCCGAGUUCGGCCCCCACCCCUUCUUCCCGGGGGCGGGCAAGGGCGAUGGCGACGGCGAGGACAAGGGCGAGAGCAAGAGCGAGAUCAGGACGCAGCAGCAGCAACAGCAGCAGCAGCAGCAGCGCAGGGCGGCGGCGGCGGCCACCACGCCGAUCCGGGACCUGCUCCGCGACUGCGACAAGACGUACCCGGACACGUGCCCGCUGCCGCCGCUGACGGUGCGCGUGACCAACGAGGGCGAGCGCGCGUCCGACUACGUGGUGCUGGCCUUCGUGUCGGGCGAGUACGGGCCGGCGCCGUACCCGAUCAAGACGCUGGUCUCGUACGCGCGGGCGCGCGGGCUAAAGGGGAAGGGCGGCGACGGCGACGGCGACGGCGACGGCGCCACCACUACCGUCUCGCUCGACUGGACCGUCGGCAACCUGGCCCGCCACGACGAGCGCGGCAACACAAUCCUGUACCCGGGAACUUACACCCUCACUCUCGACGAGCCGGCCCAGGCGAGCGUGCAGUUCGCCCUCGAGGGCGAGCCCGUCGUGCUCGACGAGUGGCCUGCGCCGCCGAGUGCCAACUCCACCGCCAGGGGGAGGCACAGGUAA
Messenger RNA from Thermothelomyces thermophilus ATCC 42464, 2508 nucleotides. RefSeq names its product glycoside hydrolase family 3 protein. Bases 1 to 2508 code for a protein of 835 amino acids. Gene Ontology annotation, biological process: arabinan catabolic process; xylan catabolic process. Lineage: Eukaryota; Fungi; Ascomycota; Sordariomycetes; Sordariales; Chaetomiaceae. The transcript is spliced from 2 exons. Gene Ontology annotation, molecular function: alpha-L-arabinofuranosidase activity; xylan 1,4-beta-xylosidase activity. Gene Ontology annotation, cellular component: plant-type cell wall. The record is from RefSeq and is a predicted model, not a curated record.